Molecule: messenger RNA, 846 nt
Organism: Micromonas pusilla CCMP1545
Lineage: Eukaryota; Viridiplantae; Chlorophyta; Mamiellophyceae; Mamiellales; Mamiellaceae
Exons: 1
Coding region: 1-846 (281 amino acids)
Source: RefSeq, a predicted model, not a curated record
AUGACGUCGUCGUCGUCGUCGCCGCCGCCGCCGCCGGUCGAGCGCGAGCUCGAGUCCGUCGUCGUCCUCGACGCGGUCGUCGCGCGCGCCGGGGUGGACGACGCCGCGCCCGGGGCGGCGUCGGCGGACGCGGAGCGUCCGCCGCCUUCUCCACCGAUCUUCUCAGCCCCGCACGGCGUCUUUCUGCACCGCGCGUCCGCGCUGAAAGUCCCGGAGGAGUGGACGUCGUUCCUCGCGGAGGAGUUCGCGCGCGCGUGCGACGGCGUCGCGAUCGCGUGGAGCAAAGAUGAGAGGGUCAGGUCCAGAGCCGCGAGGGACGCGGUCCCGGGAAGGAUAGAUCCAAAUUGCUGCGAUCCCGCGAGCGACGCGUCGCAUCCCUUCGGGGUGCUGCUCCGCCGUCACGCGGCCGCGCACCCCGGGGCGCUGCACGUGGACGUGCACGGACGACGCGACCCGGAAGGCGACGCGCUCGUCGACAUCGGGCGCGGGGACGUGGACGUCGGCACGGGCGCGCUGCGCGGGGCGUCGGACGACGAACGCUCGAGAGCGUUCGCGGAGCGCGUGCGCCGCGCGGUGUCCCGCCGUCUCCGCGCGUUCCUCGCGACGACGUGGGGGGGCGACGGCGACGGCGACGGGUUCGAGGUGAACGACGAUCCGGUGCUCGCGGGCGCGCGCGCGGACGGCAUGCACACGAUGUCGCAGCGCGGCGUGGAGCUCGGUUUAGUCAGCGUGCAGCUCGAGCUGAGUUUGCGUCUGCGAAACGCGUUGCGCGCCGACGGCGACGCGACGCGAGGCUUCGCGCACGCGGUGCUCGCCGCGUGGGAGGAGUGCCGAAGCGGGGGGUAA